AAGGUUGCGACAGGAGUAACUUUAGCAAUGCAUUAUACUCCUACUAUUGAUCUAGCAUUUAUUAGUGUAGAGCAUAUUAUGAGAGAUGUAAACUACGGAUGGAUGAUUAGAUAUCUUCAUGCGAAUACAGCUUCUUUCUUCUUCUUCUUUGUUUAUCUACAUAUUGGUAAAGGUUUAUGCUAUGGUUUAUAUAAAGUACCAAGA
Messenger RNA from Umbelopsis ramanniana AG, 204 nucleotides. RefSeq lists its product as uncharacterized. The annotation marks the transcript as partial. The transcript has a single exon. The record is from RefSeq and is a predicted model, not a curated record. Gene Ontology annotation, biological process: mitochondrial electron transport, ubiquinol to cytochrome c. Gene Ontology annotation, molecular function: electron transfer activity. Lineage: Eukaryota; Fungi; Mucoromycota; Umbelopsidomycetes; Umbelopsidales; Umbelopsidaceae. Gene Ontology annotation, cellular component: membrane.